AUGUUAUACAUCUUCUCGUCUCCCCCAUUUUACACAAAAUAUGUCAAAUUGCCAUCAGAACAUGAUCCAACACCAUCUGAAAUUCACAACAAUCCUCGAUUCUGGUCAUUCUUCAAGGAUGAAUUAGGUGCCAUAGAUGGAACCCACAUCAACUGCUCACCAUUUGCAGAGGAGCGUGCAAAUUCUCAAAAUUGA
This is a messenger RNA of Laetiporus sulphureus 93-53, 195 nucleotides long. RefSeq lists its product as uncharacterized. Lineage: Eukaryota; Fungi; Basidiomycota; Agaricomycetes; Polyporales; Laetiporaceae. Bases 1 to 195 code for a protein of 64 amino acids. The record is from RefSeq and is a predicted model, not a curated record. The transcript has a single exon.